GGCGGUCGCGCGGCGCCGGCAGUCCACAACACGACAGCACGCGAAUCACACGCGCAUACUAUACCGAUACCGGCCAGUUUGACAGUUACAUACCAUGGUGAGUUCCGACGGACCCGCGGUCUGCGCUAGUUGCAAUGCUACCAUCAAUGGAAGGAUCGUAACGGCGCUGAACAAGAAAUGGCACCCCGAGCACUUCCAGUGCCACACGUGCCGCAAGCCGAUCGACGGCGCCAAGUUCCACCAGCACGACGGAGCCGUUCACUGCGUACCAUGCUUCACGAAGCACCACAGCCCGCGCUGCCAUGGCUGCGGGGAGCCCAUCACUGACCGUGUGAUCCAAGCCCUGGGUGUGUCGUGGCACGCCAACCACUUCGUGUGCGGGGGCUGCAAGAAGGAGCUCGGAGGUGGCGGUUUCAUGGAGCAGGCCGGUCGUCCCUACUGCUCUGAUUGCUAUGGUAACAAGUUCGCGGCGCGUUGUGCAGGCUGCUCGAAGCCGAUCACGGACAAGGCGAUCAUCGCUCUGGACGCCAAAUGGCACCGCGAGUGCUUCACUUGCAAUAAAUGCAGGAACCCCGUGACCGACUCCACGUUCUCCGUGAUGGACAAUAAGCCCCUCUGCGGCAAAUGCGCCUAAGCGCCAUCCCGAACACAAGCUAAAGUGCACUUAACUGUAUUAAUGUUAAGGUCUAAUUUAUACAGCCCACCAAAUACAUACAAAGUCAGAAUGCUCUUUAGAAGCCGUAUUUUAUCACAAUUUUGCUGUAAUUCAAGUACCUACUUUAAGCCUUGGUAAUAAAGUUGAAAAUACGAAAA
Molecule: messenger RNA, 813 nt
Organism: Cydia strobilella
Lineage: Eukaryota; Metazoa; Arthropoda; Insecta; Lepidoptera; Tortricidae
Product: transforming growth factor beta-1-induced transcript 1 protein
Exons: 6
Coding region: 95-634 (179 amino acids)
Cellular component (GO): nucleus; Z disc
Molecular function (GO): transcription coregulator activity
Source: RefSeq, a predicted model, not a curated record